Molecule: messenger RNA, 3932 nt
Organism: Owenia fusiformis
Lineage: Eukaryota; Metazoa; Annelida; Polychaeta; Sabellida; Oweniidae
Source: the annotation of a GenBank genome assembly
CGUCAUAGGUGUUGCUAAGUAAUAACCAUUUUGUUUCUAAAAUUCGUUGAAGAGGACGUUUUUCUAAUUUCUAAAAUUUCAGUUGAUUUUGUUUUAUUAUAAUUUUAUUUAAUUUCAACUAAGUUGCGAUGUCCUUUGACGCCGUUACACAAGAGCGGGCCAAUGAGCCGGUGACGAUCCAAGCGCACAGAAAAAUUCGUUCAAGCAUGAGAAAAAGCCUACAGAAUAUGAUGGGACCGUUCAUUUCGAAAACCAAAUUCAUUUCCAGCUUUUCGGAUCCAAGCAAUCCAUUUGUCUUUCGUUUCGAUCCCGAACACGAUCUUUUCCACAACCACACAGUUAGUACAAGACGAAAAGAAAAUGGCGAUGACGUGGUGGAAUUUGAUCUGAAAUCUUUCUUCCGUGAUCCAAGUAUGAUGUGCGUGCAUCAAAAAUGCAGUCCGUGCCUUCAUAUUCCGACAGAUCAAAUUGAAGACUAUGAUAUAAUAAAUCCCGACUAUUGUUUGCCAGAGUUUGGCCACACCAGUCUGAUGUACAGCUCGAGGAAUGACGAAGUGGACAUCGUCAAAAAACUUUUGGAGAGUGGUGCCGAUCCUGAUCUCCAAGACAAGAAUGGAAACACUGCACUGAUGGAGGCAGUAGCAGCGUCCAACACAGAAUGUACUCGUGAGUUGCUAAAACACGUCGACCAUUACCGAGUCAACAGUUUGGUGAAUAAGGAUGGGUUUACAGCGUUGAUCUGUGCAGCGGGUGUUGGAGAUAUCGACACAGUGAGAUUUUUGAGUGCAAUCGAACUCAAGAAUCAAUCAACAGAGAAUGCGCACACUCGAAACCUCCAGACAAAGGCGGGACAAAGUGCGUUAAUGAUGGCGGCCUCAAAUGGAUAUUUAGAUGUUGUUCAGUUCUUGGUAGAAGAACUUAAAGUUGAUGUACUGGUUAAAGAUGAGAAUGGUAUGUUUGCCUAUUGUUGGGCUCAACUGAUGGGCCAUUGGAAAAUAGCAGACUUUCUCUUAUCUACAAUGAUUCUAAGGCAGAAAUUACCUCAAUAUCUCAAGGUGAAGUUUAAAUCGUGGAAAAUGAAACCGCAAGAAAAAUACAAAACAUCGAUACAGCAUCGAUCGUGUAUACUUUGCAUAGCACCUCUGGCAACCUUCACUAAAGAAGACAUGGGAUUUGGUUACCGAACUGGAUUCGAUGUCACCCAAAACAAAAACUUUUGGCAAAUGUACGCCUCCCGUUUCUUCGACUAUUCAACGUUUGGUUCUUACGAAGAUUGUACAGCGUGGAUGGAUUUGCUGUUCUAUGGAUUCCUCGCAAAGAAAACAAAAAUCAUCGAUCGUUUUCUGAAUUGUAAUGAAAUGAUGCUAUGCUUGAUGGAGUUCUUUCAAAGAGUCAAUGGGGCAAUCACUGGUGUUUUCCUUUUGGACUAUAAUUGGGACGUCACCACAUCUAUAGCUAUUCUAAUCUGCUUGGCCAGUACACCAGCUGGAGUGGAGUGGGUGCGGCUGAAUGUAUCCGAUUUGGACAAUAUCUGGAGAUUCGCGGACGCCGGAAAUCUUCUCCGUCACUGCGAUAGGUCAUCAUCAACUGAAUCAAAACUUCUAUUGAAGGAGAAAGUCAAGAAAAUAAAACAGAAAUCGAGAAAGAAACGUCUAGUGAAAGGAAAAGAAUAUGAAACGAACGAAGAAUCUAUACAUAACACCAACGAAGAUGACUCCCAAGGUAAUACUAGCGAUGAAAAAAGCGUCGUAGAAAAUAAAGACACACCCUUUGCCUUUACCCAUCUCACUGAAUAUUUCUCGUGUGUAUCAAAAAACGUGAAACUUAGAUUCAUAGAAGAUAAUUCGAGUUUUAUACCAGAAGAAUCUCUGAACAAUCUGAAACGUAUAUUCACCGCACACUAUGAUAUGAUAUCGCAGAAACGUAUGGACGCUUUGCUUGAAGCUGAAAUGAAAGAGAAGCAAGCAGCUGAAGCUAAACUGCAAGAGAAACGUUUGAAGAGGAUAAGACAGAAGGUCAAUAGGCGAAUGUCUCGUGAGACAGACACCAAAGAUAUCAGUCAACAGCAAAUGGUAUCCAACGCAACUGAAAAAACACCGAACUCUCGGGAAGAAGCAAUCAUAAAGGAUAUAGCCCCAAUCGAUAUCUUCCAACCUAACAAAGGUUUGGGGGACAUGGACACGGUGGCUGGACUUUAUCAUCUCAACGCUAGUGCCGAAGAAAAUCUCAUUUCUAGCUCCGAACAAGUAACACCAGGUAGAGAAGAUUUUAAGACACAUACUAAUAGGAAGGACCGAAGAAAACGUCAGAUUAAUGAGGAAAAAGAUAUGCCAAUCUGUCCUAAUGACCGUCAUUCAGCGAAAAUGAGACAAACAGACCAAAAUAGAAAUAGACCUGUGAUAGCUCCUUUGAGACUUUAUCUUCCUCCCCCAGUCCCCAGAGAUUCAAAAGUCACAAGCGACUGUUCCAAUUGGCGGAAUGCAGUUUGGCCGAAACCAUCACCUCAAUCGGAGCAUGUGCCCUCGCCUUAUCCCAAUUCGCGAGCCAGUCGGACGGCAUCCUGUGACAAAGACAAUGGACAAACUGGUGCAAGCUACAAUAGUAAAGGUCGUGAAAAUGAUGUUACUGGUUCUAAUAGAGAAAGGAAAUCCGUAGCAGCUGCGAUAUUUGACUCACCGUUAUCUUCGUGCAACCAACAUGGGUCGCUUGAUAGAGGAACCAUUGUAGAACAGUUUAGCUCUUCGGUAGAUGGUGGUUCAGUUACAGGGCUGUCAAAACCAAUAGCGAAGAUAAAAACCCAUAGGCCUACACAAAAUAAAAUACAACCCCGUAUGGAAAGUGGUGAUGAGUCGGAAGAGGAAAACGAUCGAGUGGCCUAUGGUGCCAUUAGAACAUAUGAUGAUCGAGAGCAGAGACAAAUAGAUGCAACAAAACCAAUUAACAUCCAUGUUCAGAAUUCGUACGACCUUGGUGAAUUUAUAAUAGCAAAUAUAGGAAAAGAAAUCAAAGAUUACUUUGAAAAUAUGCAUCAAGACAAAGUCUUAACAUUCAAAAAUACAGAGGCUUAUAAUCUUCAGCAAGAUCUACCAUUGGACCACCUCUUAUUCACGAAACAAAUUAAUGAUUUUCAAAAUCCUAGGAAAAACCGAGAAAUUGAAAUUGCCCUGAAGAAAAUGUUAAAACUGGAAGAAAAACUGCCUGGUUACACGAAACAUGGUGGUCUGUAUCCCGGAGUAAAUGCUCAUAGUUGAAAUCAACUCUCAUAAUAUAAUUUUGAUUGUACUUUAGUAUGUUUUUAUAUCUUUAUUCUCAUUUAAACACUGAAAAUCAAUCACACGCAAUAAUUUACAAGAAUGUAUGAUCUAAGAUAUUCGUAAUUGAUUAUUGAUUCAAAUCCAGAACUCGUGACACGUACACACUGUUUUGCUUUAAUAAGAAGUUUAAAACGUACGUAAACAUCAGAAGUCAGAACCUUUAUAAACGACAUGUUUGUGUCUACUAAGAAAACACAAAAUAUAAACUGCAAAAACAUGAUAAAUAAAGUACAAUUUACUCAAUAUAGGUGUUAAAACGUUUUUUUGACAUAAACACUUCACAUUGCAUUUGUUUUAAAAACAUUGUGCCACCUCAAGAAUUUAUGUUAAAUAAUAUGAUUGAGAUAAGGUAUUUGCGUUCUCUAAACUUUGCUAAGUUAGAACGUACUUGCAAGGUCAAGAAAAUCUUUAGUCUAGGCAAACAUGUCUGCUUCCCAACCGCUGAUGGACUGUUUCCGAAUAAAUGAUUGGCCGGUUAUUGUUAAUUGUAUUUGAUUGAAUUAUUUAAGAAAUAUUGACAGAAGAGCAGGGGUAAUAUUGUCGAAUACACCCCGCAGGGCUAGGCACAAAUGUUUUCUGUAUCCCGUGCGCGUUCAUCUUCGACCAAUUUACAAAAUU